Molecule: messenger RNA, 7443 nt
Organism: Nerophis lumbriciformis (worm pipefish)
Lineage: Eukaryota; Metazoa; Chordata; Actinopteri; Syngnathiformes; Syngnathidae
Gene: phf2
Product: PHD finger protein 2
Source: RefSeq, a predicted model, not a curated record
UAUAUUUGUUGUUAAUUUGCAUGAGUUGCAUUCGAGUGUAAUCCGACAUUUCAAAAUCAACGUUUAGUGUAUUACGUUGUAGUCUAUUUUGUGUAUUACAUUCCAAUGUAAUACACAAAAUAUUAUGUCGUGUUUUAAUUUGCAUGAUAAUAAGUUUGAAGCAAAAGUGCGUGCUCCUGCGUGUCGUGAGUGUUGACGUAAUGCAAUGAUUUAAUUGUUAUGUCAUUCACAGGCGAGGUUUGACUUGUAUUGUUUCGCUCGCUGCCUAGCGGCCACCAGACCGACGCCAAGUACAAAUAAAGACGAUGAAAAAAAGAUUUUAAAAAAAAAAAGAAAGAAAGAAAAGAAAACUGCAUUUGAGGCAAAGCGUGGGGUGCGUGUAUGUAAUGUAGUAGUGAUGAAGACGUAGUGUGUCGGGACAGCCCCUAUGUUUGUCCUCCAUCAUCAUAUUGGAUGAUAUUGUUCCUCUGCUGCCCCCCGUCCAUCCCGCCGUACUUGUCAAGUGAACAUGGCGACCGCACCAGUCUAUUGCGUCUGCAGACUGCCUUACGACGUCAACCAGUUCAUGAUCGAGUGCGACGCCUGCAAGGACUGGUUCCACGGCGGUUGUGUUGGUGUGGAUGAGGAUGACGCCCCAGACAUUGACAUAUACCAUUGUCCAAACUGCGAGAAGAUUCACGGCAAAUCCACAUUGAAAAAGAAAAAGAAUUGGAGUAAACACGACACUGGGCAAAGCACGGAUAUCCGAGCAGUUCAGAAUGGCAGUCAAGUUUUCAUCAAGGAGCUCAGGAGUAGAACAUUUCCAAGUGCGGAUGACAUCGUGGUGAAACUCAGCGGCAGUCAGCUGACGCCGGACUACCUAGAGGAGAACGGCUUUGAGGAGCCGGUCCUGGUUCAGAAGAAAGAUGGUCUGGGCAUGUCAAUGCCUCCCCCCACCUUCUACAUCAGUGAUGUAGAAAAUUAUGUUGGCCCCGAUGUUGGCGUCGAUGUUGUUGACGUCACAAAACAGACUGAUAGCAAGAUGAAGCUGAAGGAGUUUGUUGAUUAUUACUACAGCACAAACAGAAAAAAAGUAUUGAACGUCAUCAAUUUGGAGUUCUCUGACUCGAGGAUGAACAGUAUUGUGGAGAGUCCUCAAAUCGUGCGGAGGUUGUCUUGGGCAGAAAACUACUGGCCUGACGACGCUCUGCUUGGGAAGCCAAAAGUCACAAAAUACUGCCUGAUCUGCGUGAAAGACAGCUACACAGACUUCCACAUUGAGUGCGGCGGUGCCUCUGUCUGGUAUCAUGUAUUAAAGGGAGAGAAGAUCUUCUUUCUCAUCAAGCCCACUUCUGCCAACCUGUCGCUUUUCGAGCGCUGGAGGUCGUCGUCCAGUCACGGUGAAAUGUUCUUUGCCGACCAGGUGGACAAGUGUUACAAAUGCCCUCUCAAGCAAGGACAGACGCUGCUCAUUCCCUCAGGUUGGAUCAACGCAAUACUGACGCCGGUUGACUGCUUGGCAUUCUCUGGCCAUUUUGUCCACAACCUGAGUGUCGAGAUGCAGAUGAGAGCGUACGAAAUUGAGAAGCGGCUCAAGGUGAAAACACUCAACCCCUUCCCCAACUUUGAGACCGCAUGCUGGUAUGUGGGACGCCAUCUCCUUGAGCGAUUCAAAGGUUUACAUAAAGCAAAUAAACAGCCUGCGCCGUACCUGAUCCAUGGUGCAAAAAUCAUCAAUGGAGCCUUCAGGUCAUGGACUAAAAAACAGGCUCUCUUAGAACAUGAAGAUGAGCUUCCAGAGAACAUGAAACCGUCGCAGCUUAUUAAGGAUCUUGCCAGAGAGAUUAGACUGUCAGAGAAUGCAACAAAAGCCAUUAAAUGUGAACCCGGUUUUAAACUGCCAGUAGAAGGGCCACUAUCCCCCCAUUCUGACCCCGAAGAGCCGGUCUCGCCGGCUGAGGUCCCCUCACCAAACAGCGACAUAGCCAGAAAGAAAGCCUCCAAACCCCCGAAACCUCCGAGGCCACCAAGCCUCUUAAAGAUGCCCAAGGCUCCUAAAUCUCCCAAAAUGCCCAAGGUCAAAGAUGGAGGUAAAAAGAAAAUCAAAAAUCUCAAAGAUUCACCACCUCCACCUAAACCCUCCAGUUUCGCAGCUUUGGAGUCCCAUGCAAAGGACAUCUUGAGUAAGAUGGAGCAGCCCAAGAAGGCAAAGGCUGUGAAGAAUAUUCUGACUCUGUCAGAAAAGGAAACAUUUCAGCAAAAUAAUGUGGAAAAAUUUGAAAUCAGGGAGCAGAACAAAAACAAGACAGAAGCAAAAUGGAAGUAUAAGAACAGUAAACCAGACUCUCUGCUGAAAAUGGAAGAGGAGUGCAAAUUUGACAGGACGUCACUGCUGGGCAAUAAAGACAAAGUCAGCUUCACAAUGGCACGCAAGAAAAUCCUGGGGGUCAAGACACUAAAACCUCAGACUAACACAAGUCAUUUUGGGACAUUACAAAACCUAAAAGAGGACAAACCUAAGCCGGUGAGAGAUGAGUAUGAAUACGUCUCAGAUGAGGGAGAACUGAAGAUUGACGAAUUCCCCAUCAGACGGAAAAAGAACGCCGUAAAGAGAGAUCUUUCCUUUUUGUCAGAAAUCCGAGAACCAAUUCAGCCAGCCAAAAAACCAAAGUUCCAGCCCUUGGUGACAAAGGGUGCUGAUUCUUCAGACGAAGAAACGCUGCAUAUAGACACAGAAGCCAAGCCUGAGACGAAAUGUCGCAACUCAAAGGCCAAAAAAAAAGGUGGCAGCGCUGCUGGUAUUCUUGACUUGCUGCAGGCCAGCAAGCAAGUGGGCGGGAUUGACUACAGCACCAACAGUCAGCCACCUGCAUCCCCCAGCACACAGGAGGCCAUCCAGGGCAUGCUGUCCAUGGCCAACCUAUCAUCGUCAGACAGCUUGCAGCAGCCAUGGAGCAACAAUCAGUCCAGAAACAAUAGUCAGUCAAAGAACAUCUUGCACAGCUUGCAGACCAGCAAGAAGACCAGCGGAGGCAUCAGCACAGCUGGUAGCAGUAACAGCAAGCAACCGACAAAACGCCUCUUUAAGAAACCGCAGAGAAGCAGCAGUAUUGAGAGUCUUGAUUAUGAUGAUGACCAGGAUCACAUGGAUGCAUGCUUUAAAGACUCAGAUUAUGUGUAUCCAUCACUGGAGUCUGAGGAAGAUAAUCCAGUUUUCAAAUCCAGAUCGAAAAAACGGAAAAGCAGCGAUGACAUUCCAUACAGCCCAACAGCUCGUGUAGGACCCUCGGUUCCUCGACAGGAAAGGCCUGCAAGAGACGGAGCCCGAGUAGCCUCCAUAGAAACAGGCCUGGCUGCUGCUGCAGCAAAGCUAUCUCAUCAGGAGGAGCAACAAAAGACAAAGAAGAAAAAAAUGACCAAAAGGAAGAUAAUGAUAGAGGAACCGCUAAGGAUGUCUCAGGAUAGUAGCUCGCCAGACCACAAUGCGGACUCGCACGAUGGCAGCCUCACAGAUCACGAGUUCAACACUGGAGCAGUCAAGUCCCCAGUGGGGUCGCAGCCAAUGGCACCAGGGGUUUUCCUAAGCCAAAGGCGACCGUCCAUGUCUUCUCCAAACAGCAACACCACAAGCACCAACAGCAACACGAUGGCAAAGGGCGAGCGUGGAACUUCUGCAGACGCCAAAGCAAAGAGGCUAAAGAAAGGCAUGGCCACAGCAAAACAGAGACUUGGAAAGAUCUUAAAGAUACAUAGAAAUGGAAAACUCCUCCUGUAGCAUGAAGCGAACUGUUGGACUGACAAGUCCUGGACCUCUUUUCAGGAUUCAAGACAACAGAGAGCAUACUUUUUUUUUUUUUCGAUUUCCAAGACCAACAUCACGCAAAUAGGUUUUUGCCUCCCUUUGAACUUUUUCAGCUAUUAAAGUGUACAUAACUUACUAUAAAUAUUUUUAAUAGAUCAUGUUUCAUUGUACUACAUCCGUUUGUCAGGGAAAGGCUAAAACACGAAGCAGUCAUUCCAAGAGUUCACAAAGUAUCUUUGCAUGUAUACUCACCUGCAUGUGUGCUUUAUGGAACAAUUGUGCCAGGUGCAGAGGAUCUUUGCCAGGAUCUGACUGAUCGUCAACAAGUGGAAUAAGCUUGGCGUAUGGACACACUUUUCCAGUCAUCCUUUUGUGUUAGGAGUUGAGUUUGCAAAGCACUAUCACGGUCCACCUUUAUUUAUUUUCCGCUGUGUGGAUGGGGAGAAGACGUGAGGAAAACUGUAAAGCACAAAGUGAAAGAGGAGUAUUGACGUCAUCAAGGCGCUAGCUACUGUUGAUUACAGUGCUGUGCGGCAGAAAAAGAAAGACAUAGGAUUUUGAAAUUGGCCUCAUCCCCGCCUGCAAGUACGUGGGUGAUACUUUCUUUACUUCUUUUGCUUUCACAGGCAGCAGCCAAAUCCUAAAGCCAUCUGCAUUUCUACUACUUUUUACACAAUAGAGAAUGUAGCUUGUCCACAGCCUUUCAAUCAUGCAUUUUUAUAUUCUUUUCUUUCACCUUUUCAUAUAUAUGUAUAUAUAUUUUUAUACACAUAUAUAUGUAUGUCUGUGUGCGUGUGUAUAUAUAUAUGUAUGAAUGUGUUUGUGUAUGUAUGUAUAUGUGUCUAUAUAUAUAUAACUGUGUUUGUGUGUGUAUAUAUAUAUAUAUAUAUAUAUUAGAGAUGUCCGAUAAUAUCGGCCUGCCGAUAUUAUCGGCCGAUAAAUGCGUUAAAAUAUAAUAUCGGAUAUUAUCGGUAUCGUUUUUUUAUUAUCGGUAUCGGUUUUUUAUUUUUUUUUAUUUUUUAUUAAAUCAACAUAAAAAACACAAGAUACACUUACAAUUAGUGCACCAACCAAAAAAACUCCCUCCCCCAUUUACACUCAUUCACGCUCAUUCACACUAAAGGGUUUCUUUCUGUUAUUAAUAUUCUGGUUCCUACAUUAUAUAUUAAUAUAUAUCAAUACAGUCUGCAAGGGAUACAGUCCGUAAGCACACAUGAUUGUGCGUAGUGCUGGUCAACUAAUAGUACUAACCUUUAACAGUUAAUUUUACUAAUUUUCAUUAAUUACUAGUUUCUAUGCAACUGUUUUUAUAUUGUUUUACUUUCUUUUUUAUUCAAGAAAAUGUUUUGAAUUUAUUUAUCUUAUUUUAUUUUUUUAUUCUAUUUUUAAAAGUACCUUAUCUUCACUAUACCUGAUUGUCCAAAUUAGUGAAUUUGUGAAUUAGUGAAUUAUAUUUAUAUAGCGCUUUUCUCUAGUGACUCAAAGCGCUUUACAUAGUGAAACCCAAUAUCUAAGUUACAUUUAAACCGGUGUGGGUGGCACUGGGAGCAGGUGGGUAAAGUGUCUUGCCCAAGGACACAACGGCAGUGACUAUGAUGGCGGAAGCGGGGAUUGAACCUGCAACCCUCAAGUUGCUGACACGGCCACUCUACCAACCGAGCUAUACCGCCCCAAAUUAGGCAUAAUAAUGUGUUAAUUCCACGACUGUAUAUAUCGGUUGAUAUCGGUAUCGGUUGAUAUCACUAUCGGUAAUUAAAGAGUUGGACAAUAUCGGAAUAUUGGAUAUUGGCAGAAAGCCAUUAUCGGACAUCCCUGAUAUAUAUACAUAUACUGUAUACUGUAUGUGUGUAUAUAUAUGUAUGUAUGUUCGUGUGUAUGUAUGUUUAUAUGUGUGUAUAUAUAGAACCGUUUUUGUGUGUGUGUGUGUGUGUGUGUGUGUGUGUGUGUGUGUGUGUGUGUGUGUGUGUGUGUGUGUGUGUGUGUAUAUAUAUAUAUAUAUAUAUAUAUGUAUGUAUGUAUUACUAUUUUUGUGUGUGUGAAUAAUUAUAUAUACUGUACACACACAGAGUAUAUGCAGUAUGUGUGUGUAUAUACAAUGUGUAUGUAAAUAUAUAUAUAUCUUGAUUUACAUAUACAUAUAUACAUGAUACAUGAUUUACAUAUACAUAUAUAUAUAUAUAUAUAUAUAUAUAUAUAUAUAUAUAUAUAUAUAUAUAUAUAUAUAUAUAUAUAUAUAUAUACACACACACACAGAUAUAUAGAGGUUAUCCCUAAGGUCUGGACAUAUAUAUACAGUAAAUAUUGUACACACAUUAUAUAAUUAAUUAACCAACUAAUAAUAAACACAUAAUAAAUACUAAUGUAAAUCAAUACAUGUUAAGCUAAAACAUACAUUUAAUAAUAACUUAUUUAUUAAAUUGAUGAAUAAAAUUGUUGAUUUAUAUAAUAUAUAAAAACAACAUUCAGCAUUAAUAAUUGCAUAAUGUACACUAUUUUUACCUAUGUGCCCAGACUUUAUGGUUAUAUAUAUAUAUAUAUAUAUAUAUAUAUAUAUAUAUACUUGGAGAGCAUCCAGAAAGUAUUAUCAGCGCUUCACCCCCAUUUUCUGUUACAUCACAGCCGUGUUCCAAAAUGUAUAAUUUUUUUGGCCUUAAAACUACGCACAUAACAUAAAAACACCUUUUUUUGGGUAAUUUUUGCUAAUAUAGUGUUGAGUAAAAAAAAGGAACAUAUCACAUAAAUAUUUACAGCAUUUGCAAUGAAGUUGAAAAAGUAGUUUUGAUUAGACUUUGAUUUGCAAAAACCAAUAUUCUGAAUUGAAAGGGCAAGAAAUAAAUUUCCCCUAUUUUGGAAUAAAGCUGUAACAUAAUUAAAUGCGGAACAAAGGAACACUGUAAGUGUGAGUGUAUGUGUGUGUGUUUUGGAAUUCCUGGUGUUGCCUGGAAAACAAGAGAAAAAAAAAGCUUAAUUUUAAGUUGUUUUAUGGCCUUACAUGCUUUGUGUUUGAACAAGAGAUGGAGCUUUGAGAAGAACCUAUAUUACCAAAAGGUCUUAAAGUUUCUAUGACCAGCCUCUUGUUCAACUUGUAGUGUCCAGGAGGAUUUGAGAAUGACUUUAUUAGCACCUUGUGAAGUGUUUCCGUGUCAGUGAUGUAAUUUAUUAAUGUUUGUAGCUUUUUAUACUUAACGAUUGAAGAGUAUUUGUUUUUUUUCUAACGUUUCAUCAGCUGGUGGAAUCCCCUUUUUGAAGUUGUCCUGACACCACAAGCGUAUGUUUCUUUCUUCCGCCCUGUCUCGCUACCGACGCCACGUUAUUACGUUGCAAUACUUCAAAACGUGGGGUUUUGUUACUGUCAGCACAGUUGAUCAUGUCACAUUUGAAUAUCGUCCUUUACUUUGACGUUCCAUCUAUGAAACAUUGGCCGUGACGGGGCAGCCAAUGCCAUCUGUUGUAGCCGUCUUCCCUUACUGUUAUUUACAGUAGUAGUAUUUACAAAUCCUUUUCAACCUGAAUAUAUAUUUUUCUGUAUUUAGACGAUUUUUUUGGAGAUCAUGUCUGGCUUUUUUAAAGAUGUUUCAUUCAGAGGAACAAACAUAUUGUCGUUGAAUGAUAUGCUUGUCCGCUUUGUUUACAUUUGCAAUACAGUUACCGUGGAUAACCUU